Stylophora pistillata is the source of this 1375-nucleotide messenger RNA. RefSeq lists its product as uncharacterized. Lineage: Eukaryota; Metazoa; Cnidaria; Anthozoa; Scleractinia; Pocilloporidae. The record is from RefSeq and is a predicted model, not a curated record.
AUCUAGUGUUUGGCAAACAAGGCUUGAUUGCGGUUUCGCUUCUUAAGAAGAAGGAAGCUUUUCUACAAGUACACGAAAUCAAGGCCCAAAGCAGAGUUGAGUUCAGGAUGCAAUCCAUUUCGUUGUUGCUCAGCGCCCUGCUGCUUUUAACCUCCAGUAUGUACACCAGGGGUGGAGUUCUGGACUGUGUAUCUGGUGAAAUGCAAGCGAAGGAACAAACCAAAGGUCACCUCAGUGUCUCCCAACUCACUGUAGGCGAUGUGAUCCAAGGUGUCAAAGGAGCAGAACGGGCCCCUGCUUGGUGCAAAGUGAAGGCGGUCUACCCUUUACCACAUAAUGAGACGCGGACCACUUACGACGGCUUCACAGACACCCACAUGGUCGUGGAUGAAACAGUUCAUCAGUACGGUGUACGUCAGAAUGGAACAGUGCGCAUUGGUCCCGUGUACACGCUUGCUACUGACUGUGAUGCGUCUGUGAAUUCAGCUGGCCAGGUCUUCACUCCUAUCAACAACGGGCUCUGUCCCUUUGAGCUGAGCUGGGACGAGUACCUCACACUGAUUACCGCUAUUCGACGAGUCGCCAAUCGAACUGGAUACUUCUGGUUUGACCUGAGCGCCUACCACGACAAUGACAGCGCCAUGGUGCCGUAUUGGGGAAUGCAACUUUCAGCAAUAUGCCGCAGUUUUAUGCAAUGCGCUCGUGAGGACCAUUGCCAAGAGUUUGAGAUCAUCAUGGAGCGGUUUGUACACGAGUAUCUGAACAAAGAAUACGUGGAGAUCGUUGAACGCGUUUUUCCCAAUAUCGGCGGUGAAGUAAGCAAGGAGCAAAGACGAACCUUUACAGAAGUGGCCCGUCCAGAAAAAAAGAAGAAUUACUUGUUGCUGUUUACUGCCGUGGGCAGCGCCCUGUUUGCGCUCGUAAUCAUCGUGGCUGUAAUCUUGUUGUACCGCGGACAAAAGAAGAUGACUACAGUAACUAGGCCUGGACCUGAGAUUACCAGUACUAUCACCGUAUGAGUGCUGAGAAAUGGUCGUAAGAGUUUCAAGUUCUGAACUCUAUAACUUCUACUUUUUGUAAGCUUUUAGUAGCGCAACUUGCAUAUUUUGCUGUAGCUCUUUAUUAAGGUUAAAGAUUUUGUAACUUAGGUGAAUAGACACUGAUUUUCAUUCGUGAAAAUUGAAAAACUAACACAUCUUUGAGACAAUACAUCAAUGUACUUAGCAAUGAAUUGAGUGGCCAAUUGAUAUCUGUGCAGGAUAACUAUUUGAUUUAUCCAAGUUUUAAUUAAAGCUUCAUUAUGUAUUCAAGCAUAUUAUUCCAUUUGCAGUUGCUAGUAGAGAGGCAAUAAAAACAAUUUUAUGAAGUUGUUACU